AUGGCCCUCACACAGGCUACGCCCAUGGCUGCCCUGCCGUCUCUUGCCCUCUGGGGACGCUUCGCCACGCCCGUUCCCACCCUCCACACCGCAUCCCCCUCCGCCACUUCCUUCCUUCCCCUCAAAAGCCACUGCGCCAGCAAAAGUGCUCGUGGAAGUGGUAAAGGUGGUGAUGGCGCUGGUGGUAGCAGUGGUGUGGGUAGAGCAGGGGGUGGUGCGGCCAGCAGCAGCAAGAGUGGGCGUGGCAAGAGGUCAAAAGGCAAAGGGAAGGAAGGAGCGCCGGCAGUGGUGCUGCGCGCAGGGCAGCACCCCAUGCGCCCGCACCUCAUCCCCAGCUUCACCUGGCAUGUGCUCCGGGGGCUGCGACGCCACGGGUUCGAGGCGUAUCUAGUGGGCGGCAGCAUCAGGGACCUGCUGCUGGACGUGCCACCCAAGGACUACGACGUGCUCUCCACCGCCACCACCACUCAGAUCCGCAAGUCCUUCCCCAGGGCGCGCAUUGUGGGGCGGCGCUUCCCCAUCUGCCAUGUGAUGGUGGGCGGGGAGAUCGUUGAGGUAUCGAGCUUCAAGACCAAGGAGCAGUUACCGCCGAGGCGCAAGAGAACACCAAGACAGCAGCUGAGGAUGCCGCCAACCAAGCUGUCUUGGCUCGAUGAUGACUCUGGGGAGGGCGAGGAGGGGGACGAGGAGGUGGAGGAGGGAGACGAUGGUGAGGAGGAGGGUGAGGAGGAGGAGGAGGAGGAGGCGGAGGAGGAAGAAGGAGCGGAGGAGGGGGCGGAAGAAGGGCUGUUGGUGCCGGUGCGACCCCCGCGGGAGAUGGUGGAGAGGAAGGAGUGGACUGGCAAGGACUCGGAGCGAUGGCUCAAUGCUGCCCGCAGAGACUUCACUGUCAAUGGGUGCGUGCUCUGUGCUGUGCGAGUCUCCGUGUCGUAUUCUCUCUCAUCUCUUUUAAUUCCGCUCUCUCUCAUGCACUGCCCCGCCCACACUCCCUCCCCCGCCCACAUGCAUGGUGGGGUGGGGCACAUCAGGCUGAUGCUGGAUCCCUUCAGUGGCACGCUGUACGACUAUGUGGGCGCGCUGCAUGACAUCAAGACCCGCGUGCUCAGAACAAUACAACCAGCUCUGCCCUCCUUCCUAGAUGACCCAGUGCGUGUGCUGCGCGCCAUGCGCAUGGCGGCCAAGGCGCGCCUGUCUCUGCAUGAGGACAUCGUUGCUGCACUGGAGUCGCCCCGCCUCCUCUCCUCCCUCGCGCAUGUCAACAAGGAGCGUGUGCAGCAGGAGGUGGCGUUGCUGCUGUCGUACGGCUCCUCUGAGCAAGCCGUCCGCUUGCUCUGGUCGCACCGCCUCAUGCCACUGCUGCUGCCUCUGCACUCAGCUCGUCUGCUAGAUCGCGGUUUCCCAACCUCCCCGGCUGCUGCUGCCACUGCUGACGACCUGCUCUUUGCCAUGCUGCGGCAGUUGGAUCGCCUCACAGCUCCCAACGCUCCCUGCCGCCAACUCGUCUGGGUGACCAUCCUAUCCCUCUACCUAGCAGCCACGGCCACCACCACACCCCCCGCAGCACUACUAGCAGCAGCGCUGCGCAUGCGACGGGGCGGUCUGGAGUGGGACAGAGCAGCAGCGGAUGCAGCAGAGGUGGUGCGGAGACUAAGAGCUGGAGAGCCUGUUGAUUCGGAGCUGUUGCUGGGGAGUGGGGAAGAGGAUGGGGGGAAGAAGGGCAGCAGGGGCAAGAGGAGGACUAAAGGGAAGGGGAAGGGGAGGGAGGAGGAGGGUGCGAGGGACGGGGAUGGUGGGGAAGGGGAGGGAGUGGGGGAUGGUGAAGGGGAGGAGAGGGGAGCGAGGGAGCGGAGAGCAGAGGAGAGGAGGUUGGUAAAGGAAGCCCAACAGCUACUACCCAGGGCGCUGCGCAGUGUGCUGCAGAUGACCCAUCCAGGGGAGCUCUCCCGCCACGCACACGCACAGCUCGGCAUCUCUCUUCCCGAGCCCGUGCUGGUAACGCGUGCCAGCACGUGUGAAGCAGCGCAGCUGCUGUACCGCUCUAUGUCCGGCCGCCAGGUGAAGGACCCGCUCUCCCUCGAAUACCUUCUCUCCACCACAGGGCUUGACACUGAGGGUGAGGGUGAGGACGAGGCGGGUGUGAGGCGGAAUAAGCAGGCGGGUGGGCGGCACAAGGAGCAGCAGAGGAGGCCGGAUGACUGGGGGCCAGGGCAGGUUUCAGCAGAGGUGCUGGAUGAGGCGGAGAUGUUAGUUUCGUGGGUAAUUAUCAAUUCAGUGCCCUCGAUUGUUUAG
Messenger RNA from Closterium sp. Naga37s-1, 2289 nucleotides. Lineage: Eukaryota; Viridiplantae; Streptophyta; Zygnematophyceae; Desmidiales; Closteriaceae. The record is from the annotation of a GenBank genome assembly.